AUAAAAUCAGCUGCUUUUAUUGUAUCGAGCACAUUUAGACAUUAUUAAUGGCUGAUGAACCACCAUAUCUCACUCUUGGUACAGAAGUUAGUGCUAAAUUUAAAGGCGCUUUUUGUGAAGCAAAAAUUAAAAAAGUAUCCAAAUCAGUCAAAUGCAAGGUAACAUUUACUAAUUCUACAAAUAAUUCCUCAUACCAAAUACCUGAUGAUGAUAUUCAAGGGAAUAAUUUACAAAUUGGUGCCAUGGUGAAAGCAAAACAUCCUCAAUUAAAUGGUCAAUUGUUUGAAGCUAAAAUUGUUAAAAUUAUUGAUAGUAGUGCUUACACAGUUGAGUUUGAUGAUGGGGAUGUUAGGGUGCUUAAAAGAAAUUUGAUAUGCUUAAAGGGUCAAAAACAUUUUCAAGAAAGUCAAACAUUAGAUAAAUUGCCACUAACUAAUCCGGAAUUAUUUGGCACACCAGUGGUUACUAAAAAGUUGACUAGUAAUAUGAGCAAUUCCUCGAGUCUUAGUAGCAGCAAUAACAAGACUAAUUCCAAAAAUAGAGAAAAAUCAAAAAUGGAUUCCAUGUUAAAGGAUAAUAAAGAAUACAGAAAAUCCCAAAGUUUAUCAAAAAAUAUUACCCCUUCUUCGACAGCUGACAAAAAGAUCAAACGGGAUAAACGGCAUACAACAGCUAUAACCACAAAAUUACCCGAAAGACACAAAGAUGGAUCCCAUCAUAGGGUUAGGGUGAAAUCUGUCCUAGAUGUCGACAAGGAAUCCGAUUCGCAAAAGGAUCAUCACAAAACAUUUUCGAAAGAAAAAGAAAACGUGGCGGUGAAAAACGUGGCUAAAGAUAAGGACGCGAGUAGGGAAAGGAAAGACACGGCCUCAGAACGGCAGGGAACGCUGGAAAAUCUGGAGGAAAAUAGCGAAGACGAGGACGAGGAGGAAGAGGAGAGUCUGGAAGAGAAGGACCAUUUCGUGGCUCAGCUCUAUAAAUUUAUGGAGGACAGGGGAACUCCCCUUAACAAAUUGCCAACUAUAGGGACGACCGAUUUAAACUUCCACAAGCUGUACAAAGUUGUCUCGGCUCUGGGUUAUUAUAAUAAAGUGACCAAUAACGAAAAGUGGAACGAGGUUUGCCAAAAAAUGGGGGUAUUCAAGCAGUGCGAUUGGCCGAAGUCUCUAGUCGUUAAAAGGGUUCAAGCUUUUUACAAAAAGUAUCUUUUAAGAUUCGAAGAAUUUUCCCGUAAACUUGGAUGCACCCUCAUGACACUGCCUAUUAGUUCGGUGAACACGUCGACUUUUAAGAGUAACAGUAGUUCCGGCGGUAGUGCAAGCUCCGUAUCCCUGGCGGCAAAUUUAGAAUCUCAUCACGCGUCCGAGAGGGAUAAAACUGUCGUCACUUCCGGUAACGGCGUAAACAGUGGCCAUUAUCGCAAUUCGCUCAACUUAAACGUCAUAAUGUCCGCCACCGACAACAGUAACGCCAGUCAUAAUAUCCAAGGUAGAAGUUUGAUAAGGGAAAAACGCUUCGGUAAAGUGCUCGACAAAAAUAACAAAUCGCCCACGAUCCCCCCAAGUAAAUCGUUAGGCAGUGACCUACCCGCUAAAACGAGCGAUAGGGGAACCUUCAAGAGCGGAUAUAAGGAUAGCGGCGGAGGGAAAAUGAGGACCUCCUCGUCUUCCUCCAAUUCCCUCUCCUCCAUCUCUUCCACCGAUAAUAUUCCGUCUACCAGUGGCUCGUUAGCCAAUCAAGAAGACGCGGCGGCGUUUACCCCAACAACCAAAGACCCAAAGGUGAAUACCUACAAGGCAAAUGACGAUACCGCCGAAAGAGAAGGCGGUAAGGCCGAAUUAAGUGACCAAUUUAAGUACAGCGCGAGUUACCUGUACCUCAAAAGAAAGAAGAGUUUGCAGAAACUUUCGCUUAAAAGUUCCAACAACGUCAACGUUACCCGAGAUAAUAUCAAAGACGACUCCAACACAAAACUCCACGAGGAAAAUUUUAAAGUUGAUAGCCGGAAGACUGAUCAUUCCAAGAUGAAUGAAGUAGAUAGUGAUCGUGCGGUUAGGAGAGACAAAAAGGCGAAAUUGAGAGACGGCGAUAGUUCUAACCAAUUCGACGAUGCCAGACAUAGCGGCGUCAACACCGCUAGCCUCAAGCGAACCGCCAAAGAUAUAACUGCCGAUGAUAAAGUCGAACCGAGAUUACUCUCCAGCGACCAAGAGAAUGAAGCCAAAAUGGUGGACCAACAUAGGGCCCACAAAAAGAAAGUCGUCAAACAUUCUCUACCAGCCACUGAUUCCAAGGAGACUAUUCUCGCAAAGUCCGAGGUGCUAAACCCCGCAAUUGGCGGAUCUCAUCCGAAAACGGUGAAAGCUGUUGACGAAAAAUCCAUCAAUAUAAGCCAACGCAGCGUGUACGAUUUUACCGACAUCGCCGAUUUUACCGUCGGCGAUUUUUGCCGCAAACAAGAAAGUUAUACGGAAAACAUCGUCGACGAAAAGAAUCCCGAAUUCGCGACUCGAUCAGCGCCUAUAAUGGGCCCAUAUCUAAAUACGCCGUUAAUUGACAUAAACGCUUCCGUAUUUUCUUUACCGGAUAUCGGCGCCACUCGAUCCGGUCUCGAUUUUGAAAUCAAGGCACCUUCUUCCCAUGAUGAGUUCGAAGGUCCCCAACAAAAAUUCGAUGACUCGUUCAGCGUUCCUAACGAAGUCGAUAAAAGCGGCCCUCAAGAUUAUUUGCCGCUUAUCGCCGACUCCAUCAAGUUCGAAACGGAGAUCGGGGAUGACGUAGUCAUCAGUAGUAACGAUAGUCAGAUCAGGGACAGCUUCGUCGAUAAGGACAAAAUUCUCGAAUCGGAAGAAACCAAUACCGGAAACGGUAACGGCAACACCAGGUCGAGCAGACGAUUAGAAGCUAGGAAAAGGCAGACGACGAUCCUUAAACUCGGACCGGAAAAUUUGUAUUCCAUAUCGGAAAUCACGAAAGUUAUUCCGUGUUCAAACGAAAAUAAGGAACCCGCGAUUUCUAACCCGAUAAACGAGGAGGGAUUCGGCGCGCUUCCAGCGAAAGAUUCCGAAAUAAAGACAUCCGAUGCUGAAAGGAAUCCACCCACUUUAAUAGUCGAUCAAAAUGCCCCACCGGCUGAAGAUAAAAUCGCGGAAGAAUCUUAUCCCAUUUCAGAAAUAAAGAUGGCCGAUGAAGAAAAUAAAGACCACGAACUAGCCAAUGAGAACGCAGUCAGCGUUACUAGGCCAGAAAAGUUAAACGAUGAUGAACAACAAGCACUCAAGGAAUCGCUAAAUUUAUCAUCCACAAUUUCUUCCAAACUCUUUGACGAUAUGCUGAAAAAGGAGGAAGAUGGCUCCAUAGCUGACGAUGAACGUGAAAACAAUAAAUCUUUGAUUAAUAACGACGAUGCUGGGAAUAUAUUCAAAUCUUUUGGCGGGAAUAUGGGCGUUGAUUUGAUGAACAGCACCUUUGCUUCGGAAAAAGAUGAGAUAAACGAAAGUAAGGAUAAAAUAACCACGCCUUCAUCCCAAAGAAAAAAAUCCCAAACGAUUUUCGCGCUCCCACCGGAAAUACAAACUAAUUUCGUCUGCACGUACGAUUUUCUUGCUCUAGAUUCCAACUUGUUAUUGAACGCAAAGAUUAGUGCUACCAAGACGAAUAUCAAUACGUUGAGGAAGGUUUACCAGAAGCAUAAAUCCAAAGUUUCAGAAAUCGACAAAAUUCUCAAAAAUAUUCAAAAAAUGGAAGAGAAUGGAUCGAGUUCAACAGAUAUCAAGGAAUAUUACAACAAUAUCAAAGAAAACAUUAGUUUAGCCAGCGUAUCUUCUGAUAGUUCUUCGCCCGAAUGAGAUAGGAUAUUGUUUAAAAACUUAUCUAUUUAAAUAUAUCCUUUUUUUUCCACCUUAGUUAAUAUUGAAAAAAUGACACUAAUUUGCUCGAAGAAAUGAUGUGACAAAAAUGACUAUAUUUAAAUUUUGAUUUUGUUUUAUCGGA
Gordionus sp. m RMFG-2023 is the source of this 3993-nucleotide messenger RNA. RefSeq names its product AT-rich interactive domain-containing protein 4B-like. Gene Ontology annotation, biological process: regulation of transcription by RNA polymerase II. Bases 48 to 3848 code for a protein of 1266 amino acids. NCBI's taxonomy places the organism in Eukaryota, Metazoa, Nematomorpha, Gordioida, Chordodea, Parachordodidae. Gene Ontology annotation, molecular function: transcription cis-regulatory region binding. The record is from RefSeq and is a predicted model, not a curated record. The transcript has 21 exons. Gene Ontology annotation, cellular component: nucleus.